GUGACCCCGUAAAUGUAUCCUAGAGGGAGAGAAAAAGUUCAAAAGGUCAAUCCCCAAAUCACCCUUGAAUAUACGAACUUUCUAAUUGUCUUACAAGUCAAUGUUGAAAAUCAGUUAGUAAACUUUGCUAUGGUCAAGUCAACUGUAGCACUAUUGUUCAGAAGCACAUCAGCUUUGAGAAAACGCAAAACUAAUGAAACACCUGAACAACAUUUAACCCAAGUUACACAUUUAUACUUGAAUGGCAAAAAUUUAGACGAAGUGGGUUAUGAAAUCACACUGUGUCAACGCUUGUCUGUUCUGUACUUGUAUGAUAAUAAACUGAAAUCGAUUCCAGCGUGUUUAAAUUUAUCCCAGUUGACACAUUUAUAUUUGCAAAACAAUCAAAUAAGCCGUAUAGAAAAUUUGAAUUCAUUAGAAAAGUUAGAAAAACUUUUCCUUAGCCGAAAUCAUAUCAAUCUAAUCGAAGGUUUAGAAAGAUUGACCAAGUUACAAGAAUUACGAGUGGACAAUCAGUUCUUGGAUAGUGGAGAACGUUUGAUUUUCGAUGAUCGCAGUUUAAAUGCCAUAGCUAAUAGCCUGACACGUUUGGAUGUAUCUGGAAAUAAAUUGGAAAGUCUACAGGAUUUAAUCAAUCUUCAUGCCUUGAUCUCCUUGAGUGCAAGUAAUAAUUUACUACAAUCAAUUAAUGACUUGGCAAGUUCUCUGAGUCACUGGCCAGAUCUAAAAGAAUUGAAUUUACAUGAUAAUCCUGUAAUGAAGACAACUCGUGCAAGAGAUAUUAUUAUUCUGAGUGCAAAACGUUUAGAAAUAUUAGACGAUAAGGUUAUAUCUAGACCAAAUAGACAAUUUAUAGAAAAUUGGAACCAUCAUAAAAAUCUUAGCAUUGAAUCAUCAGAUAACAAUAGCUGAGAGUUACUGCAGAGACAACUAGCUGAAAAACUGUUUAAUCCCCUCUCUUCUACUGCCAUCAGAAAAGGAGCUUUAUACGCCAGCAAAUAUUUUUCACUAACAUUCGAGAAACGAAAAUAACUGUGGUCGGAUACCUUCAACCUGCUCUUUUUUCAGUAUAUUAUUUCACUGUUUUACGAACUAGCAUUUUCUUUUAACAUAAAACAGACUGAUAACAAUCCUUUAAAUGGCUGGUGAAGGCAUGAGCAGUUCGUCAAUUCAACCUAGAAAAGGUUUUCUCAAUCGUUGUUGUAUCAAUGAUUUUUAAAUCUUCCUUUCUUUUUUCCAUUCUACUUUUACUGAAUGAUUCCCUAACACUGUUCUUACUGUUUCCUUCACUUUGUUCAAUUUCUAAUUGUUACUUCCACAGUCCUGUUCAUUAUCACUUAGUUUAUUUUUCUUGUCUCUAGAAUGCAAUUUUGGUUCAUUGUAUCUAUUACGCCACUGCCUCCUAUUAUAAAACAACAUUCCUCUAUGCAUUUUAAUUCCCCAUAUAUUUGAAUUCUCUACAUUAAUAUUUUCAAGUAUCAGUGGUUAUUAUAAAAUACGCAAAAAGUGGAAAUGUAUCACUUCCAUUUUUAUUUGCAACUAAUCCAAUUCAUUUAUUAAAUUUAGUACCGUAAGUCCGAUUAUCCCGUGUAAAUUAUAAAAGAAUUCAAACUUAUGUAGUCAUUACUGUUAUUAAUACGAACUAUUGAUUAUUUC
Trichobilharzia szidati is the source of this 1656-nucleotide messenger RNA. NCBI's taxonomy places the organism in Eukaryota, Metazoa, Platyhelminthes, Trematoda, Strigeidida, Schistosomatidae. The record is from the annotation of a GenBank genome assembly.